Messenger RNA from Nicrophorus vespilloides, 1483 nucleotides. Its product is annotated as E3 ubiquitin-protein ligase RNF34. Gene Ontology annotation, molecular function: ubiquitin protein ligase activity. Gene Ontology annotation, cellular component: plasma membrane; cytoplasm. The record is from RefSeq and is a predicted model, not a curated record. Lineage: Eukaryota; Metazoa; Arthropoda; Insecta; Coleoptera; Silphidae. Gene Ontology annotation, biological process: proteasome-mediated ubiquitin-dependent protein catabolic process; negative regulation of extrinsic apoptotic signaling pathway via death domain receptors; protein K48-linked ubiquitination. The transcript has 6 exons. The coding region runs from base 264 to 1190 and encodes 308 amino acids.
GUGACGAUAUCGAUGACAGUGUCAAAAAUGGCUAUUGUUUCUAUUUACUUUAACUAAUUUGCAUUGUAAAACAUUGAUUGAUUCGCGUACCGUUGUAGUUCAGAAAUAGGAUAAUGUGCGGCUGAAUCGAAGUUUCCAGUUAAAGCAAUCACUAUACAUAAAUAAUAUGAAACAAAUUAUUUGUUAAAAGUUAAGGGCAGUGUCAGGAAUACACACACACUCAUAUAAAGAGAGAGAAAGAUAAAGAUAUUUGUAGCACAAAGAUGCCUUGCAGCAAGUGCAACUCUGAUUUUAAUGUGUUGAAUUGGAAAUUGAAGUGCUUUGAGUGUGAAACUAAUUUCUGUUCAAAAUGUUUAACAAAAGUCUAUGGUAAUACUUAUUGUGAUGUAUGUGCAAUUUUAAUUAUACGACCCCCAAUUCGGGAUAGGCUGAUGGAGCUGAAAUCUAAGGAUUUGCAAAACUAUUUGAACAAAAACAAUGUAUCCACAUAUGGAAUUGUUGAGAAACAGGAGCUUGUUGAGCUAUUUUAUAAGAAGCCCAUGCCAGCAACCAAUCAAAAAUCCAGCAAAAAAUUCUACAAUCCUUUAUCUGGAUCUCUACCAAACAAAUUGGGACAAAAUUUAUUCCAAAAGUAUAGAAGUAACGCUGAGACAACGUUUAAUACGAGAAAUUGGACCAAUGGUGGGCGUUCCUCUGAGCAUUUUGCACCGAGACAAGCCCCACCCCCGCCGCCGCCUCCUAGGCCACCUCCGCCGCAACCGUCGGCACCGCCAGCAGAUCCAAUCCCGGAACCGUCGACGAAUGCGGGCGAAGGAUCUCAGGCGGAUAGUAGCCCGUUACAACGUUUGAAGCUAUCCGAUUUUCAUUCGCCGGAAAAUCUGAAUGAUCUAUCAGUGAAGCAACUGAAGGAAUUGUUGAAUUUAAAUCGGGUAGAUUACAAAGGGUGCGUGGAGAAGGCGGAGCUUCUCGAAAGGGUGAAUCGUUUAUGGCAGGAUUGCCAUAUGAGAAAAACCGAUGAAUCCAAUGAGAAUUUCAACGAGUUAUGCAAAAUCUGUAUGGACGCCCAACUAGAUUGCGUGUUAUUAGAGUGCGGUCACAUGGCGACUUGCAUCGACUGCGGCAAGAGAUUGGCCGAAUGCCCGAUUUGCAGGCAGUACGUUACGAGGGUCGUAAGAACAUUCAAAGUUUAAUUGUAAUUGAUCAUACCUACCGGCUACUCGCUCCACGAUACUUCUCAAGUACUAAUGCAAGUAAGCGAAUAACAAAAUUAUACUUUACAUGUAUCGUGUGGUGAGCGGUCGGCUUUACGUUUUUGUUAAAACAAUAAUGCCAUACAAGUUUUCAUUCAUAUCAAAACGCGAAAGCAAAUUUUGUAAAUAUUUUAGAUUCAAAUUUUAUAUGGGGAUUGCCCCAAAAACCCUAAUCGGAUAAGAAUAGAUAUAUAUAUAUAUAUAUUAGGUAAUCUACAAAGAAGAACACAUGC